GUAAUUCAGUUAUCUUCCAUUCGUGUGGAUACACACUUCGCGCGCUCUUCUACCAAUCGAGGAAAGAAGUCGUUAAACCAAAUAUAGUGUCGGCUUUUAUUUAAUAAGGUUUAUUAAUAACAUUUUUAGAAGAGAGAAAUCUGUUUUAUCGCGAUGAAACAGUUACCGGCAAAAUCACUGCAGAUUGAAGUUAUCACGUGAAUUCUAUUUUUACAGUUAACGAUAUUACAACAAUUAUUGGACAUUUGAUAAUAAAAAAAGAUCAAGUAAUUUUACUAAAUUCGACGCGUCAGAAGUUCGACAAUGUGUGUUCGACGUUUUAUAUUUUGGUCCUGCGUGCUUCUGCUUGUUGUUCCAUCUUUGGGAAAAGAAUCGUGGCAAAAUUUUGUGAAUGGCGAUAAACAGAAUGACAAUUCAACAGUGCAAUACGAACCUCGUGCAAAUGACAUAAGAAACCAAAAUGAUGAGACAAUACAGUACGAGUUCUUUACUUGGUGUAAUCAAGAGAAUAAUAAUUCAGUGCAAUAUAAACUUAAUUCACAUUCUAUAAAAAAUUAUCAAACAAAUAAUAAUAUACUGAUGGAACCUGAUAAUAUCUGUAUUCAAUUCUGCUGUCGCUUGAUUCAGGACAAUUGUAUUUUUGGGAAGAAUAAUUUUUCCUUUCAGGACGUCAACGGGUCUAGAUCGUUGAAUAAAGUGUUUCAACAGAUAAUCGAUUCAUGCAAAGAAAGUGAAUUCCCGUUUGACAAUUACACAAAUAACCAGAAUACAAUGCUCUUUGAUGAUGACUACCAAUCACGUCAAGAUAAAUUUAUUUUGUUGAUGACUAAGUGCUUGGAUGUCAAGAUAACAUGUCAAGAUAACAAAACUAUUGGCAACAUCAAAAUGGUGUUAACCAAAUUGCCAUAUAAAAUAUUUAUAAGAGUAGCUCUCUUAACAUCUUGGCUGUGUUUGCUGAUAAUAUUCAUCGUGUAUUCCAUAUGUCCGGAACUUCGAAACAUGCACGGAUACGCAUUGCGUUCAUACGUCAGCUCGUUGUUUCUCGCAUACACGAGCAUUUAUUUCUCUCCUUCUUUCCAUCCUACGAUGAAUGAAGCGGAGCAUUUUGCCUGUGUUACACUAACCUUUAUAUACAAUGUCUUUAUGGUAGCAAGUUUCUUGUGGCAAAAUGUGAUAUGCUUCGAUAUUUUAUGGACAUUUAGGAGAUUUCAUUCGAUACAAGGCAACAUAAAACGACGAAAGAUGAAAAUGCUCGUGAUAUGUUCGAUUUAUGCGUGGGGUACCACUGGUAUUUACGCUAUCAUCUUGACCACUAUCAAUUUUGCUUCCAAUAUACCUAAGAACUUAAUUCAACCAAAAAUCUGCGUCAAGCAACAGGGAAUCGCGGAGGAAGCAAAGUUUGCAUACUUUUACAUUCCCGUAGGAAUUAUUAUUAUCUGCAACAUCUGCUUCUUCAUUUUUACAACAUUAAAAAUCAUGUAUACCAAGAAAGACACUGACCGUUAUCUAAAAAGCUUGGAGAGCAAAUGUCACGAUAACAAUAAGCAAAGGUUUAUCAUGUAUUUGAAAUUAUUUAUUCUAAUGGAUACAACUACAAGCAUAAAAUGGACAAUGGAAACAGUGGCACGGAAUUUUGUCGAUCAACUACCAGUCUUUAUCUGGUUUUUAGUGGUCAUGACAUGUGCCCUACAAGGUUUCAUCAUUUUCGUUGUAUUUGUAUGCAGGAAGAGGAUUAUGCAGCUGUUGUUAAAACAAUUCGGUUACGAGAACAGCGGUCUGUGUUGCAAAAAUUCAAAGAGUAACAAUUGCAAUAGUACGUCUUUACAAACUUCUUCUACCACGAAAAACCAAGUUCGUGCGAGAAAUCAGUUGCAACAUGUAAACCAAUUAUUAUGUGAAAAGUUUAUCCAAAAAGAUCAAUAGGUCUCUACAGUUUAAUAUUGCAAUACAAGAAAAAAAUGUGUUUUUUAUUAUGGUGCCAUAAAAAUGCAUGUUUUUCCGAGAAAGUUGCCAAAUAAAACGCAUUAUUUGUCGCAAAA
Messenger RNA from Linepithema humile (Argentine ant), 2039 nucleotides. Its product is annotated as G-protein coupled receptor Mth2-like. Gene Ontology annotation, molecular function: transmembrane signaling receptor activity. Gene Ontology annotation, cellular component: membrane. Gene Ontology annotation, biological process: cell surface receptor signaling pathway. The record is from RefSeq and is a predicted model, not a curated record. NCBI's taxonomy places the organism in Eukaryota, Metazoa, Arthropoda, Insecta, Hymenoptera, Formicidae.